AUGUUGCAGGCUGAAUCUCAGGACGCCGCUGAUUCCCGCUACUUUUUUAAAAUCCUAGGGGAAAUGACGUCUCUCUUCAGCGCCUUUGACCUUGUAGUGGGGAUCCAGAAGGUUGACCACCUAGUAAUCAGCACUGGGAAGAAUGAAGCCAACUCGCUGGUCAUUGCGCAGGCACUGCAGCAUGUAGUCACUCAUGUGUGCAAGGACAAGCUGUUUUCGACAAAUCUCACUGUGGUCAAAGAGUUUUUCCUCUUAGGAUUUCAAGGCAGACCACUUGUAAGAAAUGUUCUCUUCCUUCUGUUCCUUCUUGUCUUUGUUGCCACGAUAUGUGGGAAUCUCCUGAUCAUCAUCCUGGUGUCCACCAGCAGGAACCUCCACACUCCAAUGUACUUCUUUAUCUCACAACUGUCCGUUAGUGACAUCUUAUUAACUGGAAACAUUGUCCCCAAUAUGUUCAAAGUCCAACUGAAUAAUGGAGGAACCAUCAGUUUAAUUGGUUGUAUUACUCAAUUUUAUUUUUUUGAUAGCACUGAAGUAUUUGAAUGUCUUCUUCUCGCUGUGAUGUCUUAUGACAGAUAUGUGGCCAUUUGUAAUCCCCUCCAUUACUCCUCUAUCGUAACUAAUAGAUUUUGUGUUAGAUCAGUCACCACUUGUUGGUUGUUGGGAAAUUCUAUUUCAAUCAUUGCCACCAUAACACUGUCCAAGCUAAAAUUUUGUGGGCCAAAUAUAAUUGACCAUUUAUUCUGUGACCUUCUCCCCUUACUAGAACUUUCAUGUUCAAACACCUUUUUUGUUCAUUUGGAGAUUUAUGUGAUGGGAAUUCCAACUUUAAUAAGCCCAACCAUAAUCAUUGUGGUUUCUUAUGCUUAUAUUUUUAUAAUAGUCUUAAGAAUCCCAUCCAGUACUGGUAGACAGAAAGCCUUCUCCACCUGUAGCUCCCACCUCACUGUGGUCUCCAUAUUUUACUGGACUAUCUUCAGUGUCUAUGUUCUUCCAUCAAGUGGACAAACAUCAGAUGUUAAUAAGAUCCUUUCCCUGCUGUAUACUGCAUUUACUCCACUGAUUAACCCCAUUAUAUACAGUCUGAGGAAUGAAGACAUUAAGAAAGCCGUACAGCAAGCAUUCCAUAAACACAUCAUGUACUAA
Messenger RNA from Bufo bufo (common toad), 1146 nucleotides. Its product is annotated as olfactory receptor 1002-like. Gene Ontology annotation, molecular function: G protein-coupled receptor activity; olfactory receptor activity. NCBI's taxonomy places the organism in Eukaryota, Metazoa, Chordata, Amphibia, Anura, Bufonidae. The record is from RefSeq and is a predicted model, not a curated record. The coding region runs from base 1 to 1146 and encodes 381 amino acids. The transcript has 3 exons. Gene Ontology annotation, biological process: G protein-coupled receptor signaling pathway. Gene Ontology annotation, cellular component: membrane.